This is a messenger RNA of Anastrepha obliqua, 2335 nucleotides long. RefSeq lists its product as uncharacterized. Lineage: Eukaryota; Metazoa; Arthropoda; Insecta; Diptera; Tephritidae. Bases 171 to 2189 code for a protein of 672 amino acids. The transcript is spliced from 7 exons. The record is from RefSeq and is a predicted model, not a curated record.
ACCAUCGAUAUAUCAUAAAACAGUUGGUGUUAUCGUUAGUAUCGGCGACUGUUUGACAGUUCUUCCCGGCUAAGCCUUUUUAAUCGAACAGAACUUCUUAUUGGUCGCCAUUAGAACGUUUUUACGGGGGUUUUAGUGUGUAUAAGAAAAUUUUUUACUUUUUAAAUAAUAUGGACCGACGGGCCUUAGCGCAAAGAAAUAGAAAACCGCAAGGAAACAAUGCCGCGCCAGAUAUGGCAUUGCAUGCGGUCCACAAAGAAAAUGGGCAAAAGUCGAAUGCCCCUCUGGAAAAAACAUUGAAAGAAAGUAGCAACAGGACAGGCCCGGGUAUUGCUAAAGGCGAGUGUACCACUUGUCUGAAGGCGGCAAUAUGUGUGUGCCAGCGAUGUGGUGAUUUUUACUGCUCACCGGAGUGUCAACGGAAGGAUUGGCCAAGACAUCGUUACAUAUGCUUUCCCGUUCCGCCUUUGGUACAUCCGUUAAUGACUGCGUCUACCGAUGCAUUGUAUCCCGUUAACAAUCCAUUGCUGACCGUAAACCAAAUUCCCAAUGUUCCAUUAGGGAGUCAGCAAAAUGUACUCCAUGAAAUGUUCAAUUUAAAUUUGGGCAUGAAUAAUCUUCAAGUCCAACAGAAUUGGCAAAAUCAGAAUCGCGUUAUGAAUGGACUCCAACAACACCCAUACCAACAGCAUGGGCAGAGCAAUAGUAAGGUUUCACCGCAGAAUGCCAAUAAAGUGCAGAAAUCCAAGGAGCCUACUGCCACUGUACCGGUAGCUGAGUUGCCCAAGACCAACAGCCGCGUCAUAUUGACUGGUUUACGUACGCCAAAUCGUUGCUACGUACGCGCUCUGAGUUCAGAAGAAGACGAUGACUACCUAUUGAAUGCACGCAAAAUCGAUAGUUACGGCAAGAACGCAGCGCCGCUUAGCAAACUGCCCAAAGCGCUCAGUUAUGCCAUAGCGCCACUUCAGGGCUUCAUGUACCGGGUGCAGGUGCAAAUAGUACGUAACCCCGACAAUAUUCGCGUGCUUUUCAUCGACCGCGGUAUAAUUUCCACGCGGCGUCUGAGCGAAUUGCGCGAAAUUAACGACGAAAUUCUAUCACUGAAACAACAUACAUGCCUGAUACCGUUACGCAAUGUUUCCAAUUAUGUACUGAAUGAAAAAUUAGCGAAACAAUUUAAUUCAUACGAAAAUUUAGAAUUUCAAAUAAAAUAUGAUCGCGUGGAAGAUGGUGUAGAACUUUUAUAUUGGCAAACAGGAAAAUCACUAAAUGACGAAAUUGAGCAAUUGUGCAAAGUGGAGGGUGCUCAAGUUUGGGCAGAUUCUAUGCGCUCGAAACAAGAAAACGAGAAAAAGAAUAAGAAGAAUGAAAAGAAUGCAAAUUCCGAAGAAACGAAAAACAAAAAAUGUGAACCCCAAAAUUCAGUUGGCAAGGUCGUAAGUGCGGCUAGUGAACACGACGAUCAAUUUUAUGCCACAAAUGCAAGUACACAAAACUCCACUGUGAAUUCGCAGACAAGCAUGGGACGGGAACAGUCAAAGCAGCCGAAAAAUGAUGUAAGGGAGCAGAACAAGGAGGAGGAAGUAAAUGCGAAAGUUGAAGUUGUAAAAACCGUGGAAAAACCAGAAGAACCUACGAUGAUUGCCCCAUUCCAGACGCACUAUUUCAAAGUAGGCUGCCCCCCAUUCAAGGCCAUUGUGCUCGAUGUCUCCUGCUUGGAAAUUGGAUAUAUUGGUUGUAUCGAUCAAAAUGAUUUGUCCUGCCUACAGACAGUUCAUCAGCAGCUGAGUUCAAUUGAUGUGUCUGACAAGCCGUAUGAGCCCAAAAUGGAUGAAUAUUGCAUUGCCAAGUUCGAGGAUAUGUGGUAUCGUGCCCAAGUAACUGACAUACCCGACAAGUCGCACUAUACUGUGAUGUACAUUGAUUUUACAAAUGAAGCCACUUUGACUAGCGCCGAUAUACGUCAUUACCCGGCAGACGUGACGAGUGCGUGCAAAACUAAUUUAUGUUUAAUUGACGGAUUGCCCUCCAACUUCAGUGAUGCACUCACAAAAUUUCUAAAUGAAGAAAUUAGUAUUCAAAGCUCCAUCACCAUCGAUAGCGUGAACAAGAUCGAUGAACAAGUCGUUGUUAUUGAAUGUAAGAGUCUACUAGAGAAAAUACGCAAAAAUAAUUUGCUAACUUAAUUUAAAAAAAAAAAAAACAAAAAACGCAAUCGCUAAGUCGAUAUCAGCUCUGUGAGGCCUGAGUAAUAAUUUAAAAACAAAACAAAAAAACGCUUAAGCCUUGCAGCAAAACUACAACCAUGAAAAUGAAAAAAAAUCUAAACAGU